UUCUCACCCGACACAGCUGUGAUUGUUUUGUGCAGAGGAAGCUCUUGUGCCUGCUAUGAGCUGUGUGCUGUGGAAUGGAGCAGAGCUUAGUGUGUUGUCUGCUAACGAUGAUGUGAACGAGAUUUCAGCUUUUACGCACAGAAGACGUCUCCAGAUCAAGCCUUAAAGUGCCAAAUGCCCAGACUAGAGGACCACUGCUGGAGCUGCUCCUGUGCAUCAAGUGUUGAGACCAAACACUCAUCCGGAGCCCACUGGUUAGCAUCCAAAGCUGAAGAAAUGAUGUCCAUAAUCACCUCUGUGCUCAGCAAUGCGUACGGCUCUCUGCACGACGUGCGCACGGCCAACCUGAUCCGCCGGGGUCUGGUGCUCUUCACCGUGGGAGCUUUCCUGGCCCUGGUGCUCAACUUGCUGCAGAUUCAGAGAAAUGUCACCCUGUUUCCCGAGGAGGUGAUGACAACUUUGUUUUCGUCUGCCUGGUGGAUCCCGCCGUGCUGCGGCACAGGGGCCGCUGUGGUGGGCCUGCUGUAUCCCUGCCUCGACAGCCACCUGGGAGAGCCGCACAAGUUCAAGCGGGAGUGGGCCAGCGUCAUGAGGUGCAUCGCGGUGUUCGUCGGCAUCAACCACGCCAGUGUUAAGCUAGACAUCGACAACAACGUGCAGCUGUCCCUCACGCUGGCAGCCCUGUCGCUGGGUCUGUGGUGGACGUUCGACCGGUCCAGGAGCGGCUUCGGCUUGGGCAUCACCACCGCCGUGCUCGCCACCGUGUUCACGCAGCUGCUCGUCUACAACGGAGUCUACCAGUACACGUCUCCGGACUUCCUGUACGUGCGCUCCUGGCUGCCGUGCAUAUUCUUCUCCGGCGGUGUCACCGUGGGGAACAUCGGACGCCAGCUCGCCAUGGGCGGCGUGGAGAAACCCCACAUGGACUGAACGGAGCACCAGGAAGGACAGGCGAAUUAAAGAUGGACACAUUAUGUGAAGAAGGAGAGUAACAAGUCUGGUUUAGACUUCAUCCUUUGUCCUCAUAACAGAAGUGCGGCUCGGGAAAGCCCCUCAUCCAACGUGCCAUGCACAUCCUUGUGGCCAAACCUCCAUUAGCAUCACGGCUCCCUCCACACGAGACAGGAGGAAGCGUUUGCCUUUUUUAAGUUGAUUUUGAAGUGUUUUAUUUCACGCUGGAGGUGCAGAUGUUCCUGCAGGUGAAGGAGUGGAGGUGUGGAUGCACCUUGGACUUUGAGGAAAAGACUAUUUGUUUGUUAUUUUUAAUAUAUAAUCAUAAAAAGGGAAAAUGUACGAGUGGGUGAAACAGAUGUCCUCACUCUCUCAGUGAAAUGUAUUCUCAGAUGAAGCGCGCAGGGGAGAUGUGAAUUCCCAGUUAAACCAAAUUAAGUAUUUAUUUUUGAAAGACCCCAAAGCAAACGGACUGGACGGAGUAAUUCCUUUAAAGUGACGAUAGAUUAGAGAGACAGGACGUAUGUACAGGAGUGCCAAUUGGUCUUUACAGGCUCUGAUUCACCUGCAGAAAUUCAAGUUACCCGAGUGAAAAGGCUCACAGUUUAAGCUGCAUUUACCCUUAAAUAGUAUAUUUACAACAGACAUUUUAUUUUUGUGAGAUGACUGAAAGGGAUUUUUUUUUAGUGCUGAGAAAAAAAAUCUUUAUUCUUAGAAAAAAUGGAAAUUCCUGAUUAAAAAAAGCUGUAAUUCCGAAAAAUAAUUCAGAAUUCUGUGGAGAAAAAGUCAGAAUUCCAGAAAUAGAGAAAAAGUUGGGACUCUGAUUCCUGAUUCAUUCUAAAAAUUCUGACAAUAAGAAACAGAAUUCUGAAAAUAAUCUCAGAUUUUCUGCAGAAUUCUCCCUUUCUUUGGCCCUAAUCCUCCCCCGUAUAAAACAGACGGAGAGUGUUAAGAAAGGGAGAAAGUCCAAGCAUUAUUCUGGAGAUAAUGUACCAGGAGUAGACUUCUUUUGCCCCCGGUUUAAAACGCUCUCUGAUAAUUCUCUCUUUCACGAAAGUUUGGGAACAUGCGGCGGGUGAAGGAGACGGAGGGACAUUGAGAUUUGCAAUCUGUGAUUGCCUGUGUAUUUUAGAACGUAGUGCUUUUGUCACUAUAACCAUUUUAGUUUCAUUUGUACAAACAUGACCUUAUGCUUACGGCUCUCCCGUGCGAUCAGACAGGUAUUACUGCCACUCUCUACAGUGUGUUAGUUAGAGGAUUAAGUGCAAUCAUGAGCCGAUCUAUUUAUUGUUCCUGACGAGUAUAUGCAGUGUGGAUACUUCAAAACAAAGCAAUAACAUCUGUUUGAGAUUAGUGUCAGACUUCAUGCCUUCAGAGUCAAAACCAAUGACUCACUAGAGAGGAAACUAUAUUGUGUCAAAAGAAUCUCAUCAUGGAAGGAAAUCAUAUUUUUUUAAACUUCAUGUGGCGGAUCGAUCUGCUCACAUUCAGGUGUGUUCUUAUUCUGGAGAGGAAGCUUUAUUUUUUGAGGUGGUGAAGCACCUGAAGGUGUUUCUCUGUCUGAUAUUUCAGCGGUGUAUCAUUUUUUGCUACCAUGGAUUUAAGUGAAAAAUAAAAACACCUCAUACGGACA
Messenger RNA from Eleginops maclovinus (Patagonian blennie), 2584 nucleotides. RefSeq names its product insulin induced gene 1 (gene insig1). The coding region runs from base 175 to 930 and encodes 251 amino acids. The transcript is spliced from 6 exons. The record is from RefSeq and is a predicted model, not a curated record. NCBI's taxonomy places the organism in Eukaryota, Metazoa, Chordata, Actinopteri, Perciformes, Eleginopidae. Gene Ontology annotation, cellular component: SREBP-SCAP-Insig complex; endoplasmic reticulum. Gene Ontology annotation, biological process: SREBP signaling pathway; cholesterol biosynthetic process; SREBP-SCAP complex retention in endoplasmic reticulum.